GUCAAGUCCUAAAUACAGAUUAAAAAUGGCCGGAAACUCACAAUUUGAGGGUGUCAUAGACACGCAUAUUCAAGCCCCCCCUCCCGUAAGGGUAGCAUCACAGCCGGACCUAACGAAAUAUGAAGACAAGCAAGAUACUAUACAAACCAACACUCGGCCGCCCAUCCCUGGCAUAAUCGUUGCAGAGCCCUCAAAGCCGCCAAAUAUGGCAGCAAGAGAUGAUAAACCGCCUCAAGUCAUCCAGGGGCAGGAUCCGCCAAUGGUAACGCCUUUGGACAGGCUCGAUAAAUACCCUCAGUGGAUCGACUGUCCUGCUUGUAAACGGCGGACCAGGACGAAUGUCACGGAGGAGGGAGGUGGAAUGCAAAUAGUAGUAGGAGCCUUGUUGUGUUGCGUCUGCCCAUGUCUCGCUUGUCUACCAUAUAAAAAUAUAAAAUCUCUUAUGUUUUACUUUCCGAUCAUUAUAAUAGCUUAUGUACAUUUUAUCAUAUUUAAAAUCUAAUGUUUUAAUAGUAAAACAGUAAAGUGUAUUUUUA
Messenger RNA from Daldinia decipiens, 536 nucleotides. RefSeq lists its product as uncharacterized. NCBI's taxonomy places the organism in Eukaryota, Fungi, Ascomycota, Sordariomycetes, Xylariales, Hypoxylaceae. The transcript is spliced from 4 exons. Bases 26 to 502 code for a protein of 158 amino acids. The record is from RefSeq and is a predicted model, not a curated record.